AUGGAGAAGGCAACGCAGCGGCUCAAUCUUUUGUUCCUGAACAACGAGUCCCUCCUUGAAGAAGAUACUGGCUUACGUCUUCCUAUCUCAAAGACGAAGUCUGAAGAUCCCUCCACACCCAGCCAAAAUGUCGCACACAAGAAGCAACAUUUAUAUCAUGGCAACAGCAUACAGUCUUCAACCAGCGUGGCUGCCAAAAAUCUGACUGUGGUGCCCAACAAAGUCGGCAAACCUCAGACCAGAUUGGAUCAUGGAAUGGACAAAGAAGAUGGCAAUGAAUUUGAUGAGCGCAGCGCCUUCGAAUCAGGGAUCGAAGCGUCCAUGACUUUAGUUGCACGGUCAUUUUGCCCCGCCGCAGGCAUCAUAAAAUUACCCUACAAAUAUAUGCAUGGUCUCACAGCGGAGAGGAUUGGAAAGCGUUUCUUUGACCGGGGCCAAUUCUGGGCAAGGGAAUGGGAUCUCUACUAUAUUUUCCCUCCUCGGGACCUAGCGCUAGGCCCUUUGCUCCUACUGCCUGCCUCUCAAGUCCAACAGUUCCUGGAUUUGAUUAGCAAAGAUUACAACAUUCGCUUAACUAUCCCAAUGGACCCUGAACUGGGCCUGCUGCUGUCCUUCCAGGAGGAAGGAAUGCCCAAGCCACAAUACCUAGGUCGGUCAUCCGUUAGAGAUGUCAAAGAUGAUCUGGUCUCCGCGAUGUCAUUGCUGCCCAGAGAUUCAGUGAAUUCCAUUGACCAGGCAGCCGAUGGCUCGGUAGUAUCGGCUGAUAUAGUUGAUGCAUUUCGUCGAAAGAUGGAAGCUGGAUUGAAUGCUACAAAGAAAAAGUCCAAGGCAUUGAGGGAGAAGAGGCGGGCUUUGAAAAUCGAGAGACAGAGGGAAUGGGUGCGAUCGCUCAAAAGAGCACAAUGUUACCUUGGUCUACUUCCACGUUGCUCAGAUCGCGCCAAAGACUGCUGUGACGUAACUGACCAAACUAUCUCUAAAGACGAGUUGACAGCUUCUCUACCACCCCUUCUCCCGGAAAAGCUGGCUCCGUACUCUUUCGCAGACCAGCCUAUCUUCAUAAGUGUCGAUGUGGAAUGGAAUGAGCGUCAGCGUAAUCAAAUCACAGAAGUAGGCAUCUCCACCUUGGACACCUUGGACAUUGCUCAUGUAGCUCCUGGCCCGGGUGGAAAGAACUGGCAGCCAUGGAUUCGUUCCCGACACAUCCGUAUCAAGGAAUACGCUCACGUUGUGAAUUGCGAUUUUGUAUCCGGCUGUCCUGAUGAGUUCGGAUUUGGCAAGAGCGAAUUUGUCCCACUUCGAGAUGCUGCCCGAUUGGUAGAGAGUUGUUUCAAGCCACCUUAUUCCGCUCAAGUGCCUGUUAAGUUCGUAAAUGAUGAAGCCAAUAGGGACAAACGAACAGUCACCAUUGAGACAGCAAUUGAAGAGUACAAGUUACGCCCUCGCAACGUGGUUCUCGUCGGCCACGGCUUACAUGCCGACAUCAGGUAUCUCGGUGCGCUUGGUUGCAAUCUAUUCUCUGGUAAUGCCCAGUCGCAAAAGACCUCACAAGUCUCGGUGACAGAGCCAUCCACUCCGACCGCACAAUCGUUGUUUCUGGAUACGCUAGAUACGGCAACAAUGUUCCAGGCGCUCAAACGGGAUGUACACGUCCGUGGUCUUGAAAAUGUGUUGGCUUCUCUGGGAAUACUUAGCUGGCACCUUCAUAACGCUGGUAAUGAUGCUCGUUACACCCUUGAAGCUAUGAUACGCAUGAUCAUCAAUGCGAGGGCCGUUCUGGACAAGGCGCCACAUGAACUGUCUGGAAAUUACAUCGAUUGGGCCGUAAGGCCGGUCUCAAACUCAGACACGACAGUCCAUAAGCUUGCUUGGCAAACCGAAGUUGAUCGCCGUGUCUCCGAGGCCGCUGCUGACCAAGAAGAGCAAAUUCGAGAUGAUUGCAAGAUCUGGGAAAUCGUAAUCGGCUGGGAUAGUGGACACCCCCUAACUUCUCACGACAUGGAUGGCGGAAAACCGAAUGGUUUUAUCUUUACAUGA
This is a messenger RNA of Talaromyces marneffei, 2037 nucleotides long. RefSeq lists its product as uncharacterized. Gene Ontology annotation, molecular function: nucleic acid binding. Lineage: Eukaryota; Fungi; Ascomycota; Eurotiomycetes; Eurotiales; Trichocomaceae. The transcript has 2 exons. Bases 1 to 2037 code for a protein of 678 amino acids. Gene Ontology annotation, cellular component: nucleus. The record is from RefSeq and is a predicted model, not a curated record.